CAUAAGGACCGAAGGAGAGAUCAGCAGAGGGUUCAGCAUAAGAACCAGUGCAGAGAUCAGCAGAAGGCCCAGUAUAAGAACCAGUGCAGAGAUCAGCAGAGGGUUCAGCAUAAGAACCAGUGCAGAGAUCAGCAGAGGGUUCAGCAUAAGAACCAGUGCAGAGAUCAGCAGAGGGUUCAGCAUAAGAACCAGUGCAGAGAUCAGCAGAGGGUUCAGCAUAAGAACCAGUGCAGAGAUCAGCAGAAGGCCCAGUAUAAGAACCAGUGCAGAGAUCAGCAGAAGGCCCAGUAUAAGAACCAGUGCAGAGAUCAGCAGAGGGUUCAGCAUAAGAACCAGUGCAGAGAUCAGCAGAGGGUUCAGCAUAAGAACCAGUGCAGAGAUCAGCAGAGGGUUCAGCAUAAGAACCAGUGCAGAGAUCAGCAGAGGGUUCAGCAUAAGAACCAGUGCAGAGAUCAGCAGAGGGUUCAGCAUAAGAACCAGUGCAGAGAUCAGCAGAAGGCCCAGUAUAAGAACCAGUGCAGAGAUCAGCAGAGGUGCAGAGAUCAGCAGAGGGUUCAGCAUAAGAACCAGUGCAGAGAUCAGCAGAAGGCCCAGUAUAAGAACCAGUGCAGAGAUCAGCAGAGGGUUCAGCAUAAGAACCAGUGCAGAGAUCAGCAGAAGGCCCAGUAUAAGAACCAGUGCAGAGAUCAGCAGAGGGUUCAGCAUAAGAACCAGUGCAGAGAUCAGCAGAGGGUUCAGCAUAAGAACCAGUGCAGAGAUCAGCAGAAGGCCCAGUAUAAGAACCAGUGCAGAGAUCAGCAGAGGGUUCAGCAUAAGAACCAGUGCAGAGAUCAGCAGAGGGUUCAGCAUAAGAACCAGUGCAGAGAUCAGCAGAAGGCCCAGUAUAAGAACCAGUGCAGAGAUCAGCAGAGGGUUCAGCAUAAGAACCAGUGCAGAGAUCAGCAGAGGGUUCAGCAUAAGAACCAGUGCAGAGAUCAGCAGAAGGCCCAGUAUAAGAACCAGUGCAGAGAUCAGCAGAAGGCCCAGUAUAAGAACCAGUGCAGAGAUCAGCAGAAGGCCCAGUAUAAGAACCAGUGCAGAGAUCAGCAGAAGGCCCAGUAUAAGAACCAGUGCAGAGAUCAGCAGAGGGUUCAGCAUAAGAACCAGUGCAGAGAUCAGCAGAGGGUUCAGCAUAAGAACCAGUGCAGAGAUCAGCAGAGGGUUCAGCAUAAGAACCAGUGCAGAGAUCAGCAGAGGGUUCAGCAUAAGAACCAGUGCAGAGAUCAGCAGAAGGCCCAGUAUAAGAACCAGUGCAGAGAUCAGCAGAAGGCCCAGUAUAAGAACCAGUGCAGAGAUCAGCAGAGGGUUCAGUAUAAGAACCAGUGCAGAGAUCAGCAGAGGGUUCAGCAUAAGAACCAGUGCAGAGAUCAGCAGAGGGUUCAGCAUAAGAACCAGUGCAGAGAUCAGCAGAGGGUUCAGCAUAAGAACCAGUGCAGAGAUCAGCAGAAGGCCCAGUAUAAGAACCAGUGCAGAGAUCAGCAGAAGGCCCAGUAUAAGAACCAGUGCAGAGAUCAGCAGAGGGUUCAGUAUAAGAACCAGUGCAGAGAUCAGCAGAGGGUUCAGCAUAAGAACCAGUGCAGAGAUCAGCAGAGGGUUCAGCAUAAGAACCAGUGCAGAGAUCAGCAGAAGGCCCAGUAUAAGAACCAGUGCAGAGAUCAGCAGAAGGCCCAGUAUAAGAACCAAUGCAGAGAUCAGCAGACAUGUGAUGCAAAUAACCCUGCCUAUGAUUCUAGCACAGGUCCUUAG
Molecule: messenger RNA, 1785 nt
Organism: Bufo gargarizans (Asiatic toad)
Lineage: Eukaryota; Metazoa; Chordata; Amphibia; Anura; Bufonidae
Product: nipped-B-like protein B
Exons: 3
Source: RefSeq, a predicted model, not a curated record